AUGAGAUGGCGACGCGCCCCGCGCCGCCCCGGCCCCGCCGGCCGCCGGCCGCCCGCGCUGCUGCCGCUGCUGCUGCUGUGGAGCGCGGCCCUGGCGCCGGGGGCGGCCGCCGGCGACGAGGCGGCUCCCGCGGGGGCCUCGGGGUGCUACUCGUCCCCGCCCAGCGUGGGCUCGGUGCAGGAGCUGGCUCGGCGCGCCGCGGUGGUGAUCGAGGGAAAGGUGCACCCGCCGCGGCGGCAGCAGGGGGCACUCGACAGGAAGGCGGCGGGCGAGGCCGGCGCGCGGGGAGGCGAGCGCGAACCGCCCGCCGCCAGCCCGGGAGCGCGGGGACCGCCCGCCGCCCGCGGGACCCUGCCCUCUGGGCCCUCGGCGCCCGCGCCCAGCGCCGGCGCCCCCGGGCCGGCGCCCUAUCUGGUGAAGGUGCACCAGGUGUGGGCGGCCAAAGCCGGGGGCUUGAGGAAGGACUCGCUGCUCACCGUGCGCCUGGGCGCCUGGGGCCACCCCGCGCUCCCCGCCUGCGGGAGGCUCAAGGAGGACAGCAGGUACAUCUUCUUCAUGGAGCCCGAGGACAACAGCAGCAGCCGGGCGCCGGCCGCCUUCCGAGCCUCCUUCCCUCCGCUCGAGACCGGCCGGAACCUCAAGAAGGAGGUGGGCCGGGUGCUGUGCAAGCGGUGCGCAAGAGAGCCACUUCUCUUGGAAAAUAAAACACCACUGAUUGAACCAAGAGCCCUUCGAAAGGGCUUUAAUUACUGCAUUAAUUGCAAACUUCAGGACAAAUGGGAGCCCAAUAGUAGCAAACUAUUGGCAAAUUCCUGGGUUACUUAA
Talpa occidentalis (Iberian mole) is the source of this 825-nucleotide messenger RNA. RefSeq names its product pro-neuregulin-2, membrane-bound isoform-like. The record is from RefSeq and is a predicted model, not a curated record. The transcript is spliced from 2 exons. Gene Ontology annotation, biological process: animal organ development; cell differentiation; nervous system development. Gene Ontology annotation, molecular function: chemorepellent activity; protein tyrosine kinase activator activity. Lineage: Eukaryota; Metazoa; Chordata; Mammalia; Eulipotyphla; Talpidae. Bases 1 to 825 code for a protein of 274 amino acids.